This is a messenger RNA of Chlamydomonas reinhardtii, 9448 nucleotides long. RefSeq lists its product as uncharacterized. The record is from RefSeq and is a predicted model, not a curated record. Gene Ontology annotation, cellular component: cytoplasm. The coding region runs from base 461 to 6664 and encodes 2067 amino acids. Gene Ontology annotation, molecular function: ATP binding; protein serine/threonine kinase activity. Lineage: Eukaryota; Viridiplantae; Chlorophyta; Chlorophyceae; Chlamydomonadales; Chlamydomonadaceae. Gene Ontology annotation, biological process: protein phosphorylation; intracellular signal transduction. The transcript is spliced from 13 exons.
ACUGAAGAGCGACUCCUGCCUUACAAACGAUGUAGUCUUCCUACGAGCUGUAACUCGAUAACUCUCGAAUUGCGACUUUCGCUUUGUUGCUCAGAACUUUACCUACGAGCUUAAUUUUCUUUGUAUUUCACCCUGGAACCUCACGGUUAACGCGAGCAAGGGCUGCUCGGCGAGGCGAAGCCCGCAGCAGCUCAACUACACCAGCUCUCCCUAGGGAAAAAUCGGCUGCACCGGAAGCAAAAGUCUUCCAGUAGAACCUAGUGCGGAGGGCGCGCGGAACCCGCGGAAGGAUGUAAACCAGGAGACCAGCGGCCAGGGCGCCCGAGUAAGCCCAGUCUCCGGCGAUGUUGGCAGAGCCUCCGUCGUUGGUGCUGUAUAUCCAGUACCAGAAGGCUCUGCAGUACCAGAGCCGGAGUUACAACUGUCCACAAAUGGCGCGAGCAGCAAUGUCUUUAUUGCAAUGCCAUCGAAGCUUGCAGCUGCUAGGGCCUCGCGGGAGGCGAGCGAGCGGCUCGGCGGCGGCCCCGCCACGGCGCCGCGGCGGGCUGCCUCAGGGCAGAGCGGGCUGCCGUCAGAGAUGGAGGACCACUCCAAAGACGACCCCACCAAAACGUUUGCGCGCAUGUCGCAGCGACGCCGUGGAAGCCUGGAGUCGCAGCCGAAUGCCCAGCAGCAGCACCUCAGCGCCAAGCUGGCGACAGAUGCACCAGCGUCAGGCCAGUCCGUCACCUUCCACGUCUCUUCCGGGGCGCACGGCCAGCACGGCACGCCCACCGCCACAGCCGCCGCGCUCGCAGGGGCGCAGGCCGCCGCCGCCGCCGCCGCCGGUGACGCCUCCGGCGCAGCGGGCACGCCGUCCCGCUCCGUCUCCCCCGGGAACACAGCACCAGCCGUGCGGCCGCACGGCGCGCUGCACACGCUCGUGACACCGGGGCUGGGCUCGGGCCACAGCCCACGCAUGGGGUCUGUUGGCCGGCUGCCGUCAGCUUCCGGCUCGUCGGCGCGCCUGCCCACCAUGGCGGUGGGGCUGGGGCCGGGCGGCGUGCCGCUGCGGGCGGCGUCGGCGGCGCUGCCAGAUGCCUGCGUGGGCGGGGUGGUUGGCCAUGCGGAGGGCAGCGGCAGUGCGCUUUGGGGCGGCGUGCCGGAGACGUCGGGCUCUACGCUGCCGCCCUCCUCCGCAGCCUUCACGCAGCCUUCGGCGUCGCAAUCGCAGUUGCAGCCGGCGGUGGCGAUGGCGGGGCACAGGCCCGAGCUUGUGGGUGCCGGCGGCGGCACCGGCGGCCACGUGCUUUUGGACUCGGCGCCGGAGGGGCUGGCCGGCAUGGCCGCGCACAACACCGGCACGGAGCUAGGCAUGGGCUCGGUCAGCGGCACCCAACUCCAGGACAUUGUGCCUGUGUCGGGCGUCAGCGCUGGCGGCGUCAGCGGCAGCGGCGGCGUUGGUGGCAUGCCGGGCUGCAUCCAGGCAUUGCCGUCAGCAGCCAUCCCGACAGCUAUGCCCGCCACGGCGUCAGCGGCGGCGGCGGCGGUGGCGGCGGCGGGUGCGCGCGCCUCCAGCGGGACCGCCUUUUCGGCCGCGGCGGCGGCGGCCGCCUCUGUGUCCGGGGAGCAGGCCUGGACGGGGUCUUUGAACACUGCGGCGCCGCCGGCGGCGGAGCGGUCCAAGUCAUCAUCGACACAGGCCACCACGCCCGUGCGCCAGUCGCGGCUGCGGGUGUCGGUAGGGCGCCAGGGGCCGGAAGCGGCUGGCGCCGGCGCCGGCCGCGUCGGCGCGAGCGGCGUCGGCGCGGUGUCGACUGACAUGAGCCUGGAUGCUGGGGAGUCACUGGCCCGGACAUCGCCGCAGCCGGAGCAGCUGCCGCCGGGGCCGGGGCUGACGUCGCCUGCCGUGGCGUGGCCGACGACCGCCGCGCGCGCGGGCAGUGGCUUGAGCGCCGUCAGCAGCUCCGCUGGCGGCACGCCCGCCGGCGUCAGCCGGCACACCAGCGCCGUCGGGCUCCGGCACGGCCGCACGGGACUGGCGGGCCACGGGUCGGGAACGCUGGCCGCUAGCUCCGCCACCGCCGGUGCCGGCGCUGCCGGCGCUGCGGCGCGCGAGCUCUUCCACACGACCAGCCUGGGGCCGGCGAACUCGGGCGCGGGCGUGGGUGUGGGGAGCGAGGAGCCGCCGUCACCUAGCGUGGCCUCGUCCUUCACCAUGCGGCAGACGCCGUCAGACGUGGAAGAUGAGUUGAUGGAGCGGAUGCGGGCGCGUGGCGGGCUGGGGCUGGGGCUGAGCGGGGCGCGGCUGGCGGCGGCUGGCGGCUCGGCCCGUAUGACUGCCGGCGGCGCCGCUGGCGGCGGCGGUGGAGCCGUGAGCGUGAGCGCACGGCCGAGCGAGACUGGGACCAGCGGCGGCAUGGCCGUGGGGUUGAGUUCUGCGGGCUUGCUGAUGCACACGGCGGACGGCGCCGCCGCAGUGUCCGCCACUGCCGGCCACCUCGACGGCGGCUCGCCUGCGCACCGGCUGUCCGGCGGCGUGCCGCCAGGCGGCUACAUGCCCUCGGUGGGGGAGCGCGGCGGCGGCACCGCCGCAGGCGUGCGCGUGCCCAUCCGCCUCAACCACCAGCCGGGGCACCAGCGGCGGCUGCCCAACCGCCACGCCUCCAUGCCAGCCACGAAGCAGGACUCGGCGGCGGCAGCGGCAGUGCUCGGCGCGGCGGCCUCGCAUCGCGCCGCCGCCGCGGCGGCAGCGGCGGCGGCGGCGCGCCAGCAGCAACAGCACGACAGCGGCCCCCCUGGCGAGCUGAUGGCGGCGGAUCCGGCAGUGGUGUCCGGUGUGAGGGAGUCGUCGUUGCAGCUGCGGGUGCUUGACGUCACGGACGUAGGCGCGGUGUCGGGCCAGGCGAUCAGCGGCAGCGGCGCCAUUGGCGGCGGCGCCACCGGCAGCGGGGAGGGCGGGCACCUCACGUCGGGGGCCUCCCACCUGCACCUCUUGAGCCACAACAACUCAUCCGUACUGGCACCAGGCGGCGUCAGCGCUACACUCAGUCGCUGGGCGCCGACGUCGCCCGAACUCUGUAGCACUGGCGGCGGCGGCGGUGCGGCGGCGCCUGGCGGCGCCGCCGGUCCGGCGCUGGUGCCGGUAGCGCUGACGCCCGCUGCGGCCGCGGGCUCCGGCUUCGGCAUGCGUGGCGCUGUGGGCAGCGGCACUGGUGCUGGCGGCAUGGGCAACGGCGUCAGCGCUCUCAUAGGAAGCGGCGGCGGCCUGUCGCCCAUCCGCGGCGGCCCUCACCAGCUGCCGUCGCCGCCGGAGGCCGAGUCGGAGCCGUACGACACGCAGCUCGUCAUGCGGCCGCCGCCGCCAGGGGGCCGGAUGCCGCAGCUACGACACGCACUAGGCGGCGGCGGCGACCGCGGCGGCACGGAUGACGGCAGCGCCGCCGCCGGCGUCCCAGGCGGCGGCGGCGGCGGCGGCGGCGGUGGCAGCAGCAGCCGCGCCACGCCCGCCUUCCUCGGCGGCCGCAGCGCCAGCGGCAGCGGCAACAACGGCCGAGCCCUGGCCAGUGCCAUGGCGGCCGCCACCGCCACAGGCGGCGGCAGCGGGCAACAGCACCAGGUGCCGCAGGCUCUCAUGAGCUCGCAACAAAGCGGCUUCUUCGUCGACCGGCCCAGCCACCCGAGUGGCCGGAUGCUGAUGAGCGGCGCGCACGCCACGGCGGCGGCGGCGGCGGCUCACAACAGCGGCCUGGCGGCCCUGCACAAGGCGGUGGAGCGGCUGAUGCUGCAGGACAGUGGGCUGUACAGCAAGGUGCAGGCCAGCAUGAAGGGCAUCAGCAGCCUGGCCAAGGAGACCAACAAGCUGGAGUUCGUCCGCGACGCCAGCGGCGCCACCGUGAUCAACCAGUACGUGGUGGUGAAGACGCUGGGGCGCGGCGCCUUCGGCAAGGUCAAGCUGUGCCUCAACACGCUGGACGGACAGCUGUACGCGGUCAAGAUGAUCAACCGCGCGCACCUGCUGCGGCAGUUGCAGAAGCCCGCCCGGCCGCUGCGCCGCCGCGCGCCGCCGCCGCGCAACACCAGCGACACAGGCCUGAUGCACGGGGUCAUGCACCGCACCGCCACCGAGUCCAACCUCUCCAUCUGCAACACCAAUGGCAGCAGCUUCGGCAACGUGGCGCAGGCCGCCCUGCCCGCGCGCGCCUCCAUGGACGACGCCUCGCCGCUGGCCGCCAUCAUGCGCGAGAUCGCAGUCAUGAAGAAGGUGGACCACCCUCACGUGGUUCGGCUGCACGAGGUGAUCGACCCGCCCGGCUCCAACUACCUGAUGAUGGUGAUGGAGUACUGCGAGGGCGGCUGCGUCAUGGAGACGCGGCAGCAGACCGGCCUGGCGCCGCUGGGCGAGGAGGCGGCGCGCGAGUCGUUCCGGCAGGCGUGCCUGGGGCUGGACUACCUGCACUACAACAACGUGGUGCAUGGCGACAUGAAGCCCGAGAACAUGCUGGUCAGCGGCAGCGGCGUGCUCAAGAUCGCGGACUUUGGCAGCAGCCGCUUCAUGGGCGGCGACCCGGGCGACGCCACCAAGACCUCGUGCACACCUGCAUUCCAGUCCCCUGAGGAGAUCAGCCACCUGCCCGUGGACCCCUUCGCCGCUGACGUGUGGGCACUGGGGUGCUGCCUCUACACCUUCGUGUUUGGCCGGCUGCCCUUCGUGGGGUCGUGCGUGGUGGACAUCUACCGCGCCAUCCUGACCCGGCCGCACACCUACCCCAGCCCGGCCGAGCUGCCGCACAGCCCCGAGCUGCGCGACCUGCUGGACCGCAUGCUGCACAAGGACCCCGCGCGCCGGCUGCAGCUCAAGGACGUGAUGCAGCACCCCUGGGUGACCGGCCACGGCACACUGCCGCCGCUGGUGUGCCUCCAGACCCUGGCUGCAACCAUCGCCGCCGCCAACCAGUUCAGCAUUGGAGGCGCCGCCGGCGGCACCGACGGCGGUGCCAGCCCCGGCGCCGCCGCCGCCGCGGCGCCGCCCGCUGUUGUUCUCCCGCCCGUCAUCCGCGUGACGCAUGCGGAGCAAGUCAACGCCAUUGACCGCAGCUCGCUUGUGUCGCUCAUUCGCGCCAGGCUCAAGGAGAAAAUCUGCUCGCCUGGCGAGUACCUCUUCAAGGAGGGCGACGAGGCGCACUGCGUGUACAUGAUCAUGGCAGGGGUGGUGGAGCUGACGCAGCACCUGCGCCGCCCGCCGCCCGGGUACCCCGGCGGAGGCACCUCGGCGGGGCCCGCAGGCGAGCGCCGCGGCGCUGCCGCCGUGGCGGCGGCCGCCGCCGCCGCAGCUGCCAGCGGCUCGGGCGACCCGGACCACGACCACGACGCGUCAUUCAGUGUUGAUCUGGAUGAGAGUCUGACGCUGGACCACAUGGAGGGCAUGCACUUCACGGACGCGAUGAACAUUGUGGACGGCAAGCUGCACAUCGACCGGCAGCAGGCCAUCGAGAUGCGGCGGCGCAUGCAGGGGCAGCUGCUGGGCGACAACGCCGAGUACGUGGUGGAGGUGAAGGGCCCCGGCUCCGUCAUUGGCGAGAUGGGCAUGGAGGCGACAGCCACCGUCACGCACCGCAUGUCGGCCCGCGCGCGCGGCCCCGUCACCGUGGUGAAGCUGACGGAGGAGAACUUCUUCAAGGCGCUGCUGCAGAUGUACGGCGGCGGCGGCGGCGGCGGCAGCCAGGCCUCGACCUCCAUCACCGCCUCCUCCAUAAGCGAGGCGCUCACCAAGGCGAACGGCGGUGGCGGCGGAGGCGGCGCGCAUGGCGGCGCGCCGCCGCCGGCGCCGAGCAGCUACGCCGGCUCCGGCGCCGGCGGCCCUGGCGGCGGUGCGCCGGGUCUGUCCGCCCAGCACCUCAUGGUGAUGCAGUACCUGGAGGACAGCGGCUCGCACGCCAUGUUUGGACCCACGGGCGCGCCGCUCGGCGGCGGCGGCCACGGCCACGGCCACGGCGGCGGCCACGUGUCUGGUACCGCGGGCGGGCGUUACAGCCUGGACUCGGCAGCGCGGCCGACACUGGUGCGGCCAGGCGUCGUGGGCGGUGUGGGCAGCGGUGCGUCCGUGCACCCGCUGAAUGCGGCGGCAGCGGUGCAGUCGUCGUUGUAUGCGGCUGGCUCACCGGUGCGGGCGGCCGGCUCGCCCUUGGGGCUUGGGCCGGGUGCGGGCGGCGGCGCCCAGGGCGCGGCGGGGGUACAGUGGGUGGCGGUGUCUGGCGCCGGCGUGGCGGCUGGUGGAGCAGCCGGCGGCGGGCCUGGGAGCGGCCACCACCACCCCCAUCACCACCACAAUCACCAUCAUCAGCAAGGCGCAGGCGCGCGGUCCAAUGGCGGCAGUGCGCACGGGGGCGGCGCCCCGGCCUUCAGCGCCGCCGCCGUCGACCGCUUUGGCCGCGGCGGCGCCGCGCCGCGCGUGCCGCCAGGCGCCACCUUUGGCGGCGGUGGCAGCGGCGGUGAGGAGGGGGCGGCCCCCAUGGGUCUCGGCGCCGGCGCGGUGGCGGCGCACCGGGCGAUGGCGCUGCUGGGCGGCGCGUCCAAGAGCUCUCUGAACGCGCACUCGCACCUGGGUGUCCUCAACACCAUCCACUCCAUCAACGCCUCACGCGCAGGCGGCAACACUUCUGAGGAGGGCAUUGCGGACCUGUGAUGAAUGUCGCUGGUGAUGAUGGCAAUGGUGAUCGGGUAGCGGAUUUGGCUGUGACUGUGUAUGUUGGGCAUAUGCGGGCUGCUGGCGCAUCGUGCAUACGUCAGCUCAGCGGCGCGUCGCCAGCAGCGCCAGAGCUGCGCUGAAGGCAGCUGCAGCGGCAGAUAGACGUGGCAUACGGAUAAGGGACUGGGGGCAAGGUGGAUUCGGUGCUGUUUUCCUGCGACUGUCGGUGCGGCGGGAGGCGGCAGGAGUCUGUCUAGUCUGUGGGUGCAUGAAGUCUUGGUGCCUUUUUUUCACAUCCGGACCUGUGUGGCCUCUCGAGAGCACAGCAUUGUUGUCUUUAGACACUUCGGGAGGGCAGAGCUGGGGUGAGUGCCAGUGCGAACUUAACUGGAUCGGAGCUUUAGUGCCGUGUAUGCGCAGGCUGCACGCCGUCGCAAGCAAGCAGCUUGUUAUUAUAUCGGUAUGGUCGCGAUGUUGUGUUGAACGGGUGCCGUACCCGUGUGUGUGUAUACGUGUGGGCGCCGCAAGGAGAUUGCGGGGUUGCAACUUCCGUCCAGCAUUGUGCCGCAUCGAACCAGGCACGACGUGACGGCACGACGUGUCGGCUGACUUGGAGCUGCUGCAUUGGGGCUGAGCCCACCUGUACCCGUGUAGCGCCCUGUUUUGAAAAUUGUUGCACUUUGCCUGGCUUUUACGCAGUUGUGCGCCAAAGCAGGUUUGAUCAAUAAAUAGUGAUAACCACACUCGUUUGAAAUUGAGAGACAGGCCGAGGCGAGGUGAGGCAGAGAGGAAAAGAGAGCGGCAGGACCCGGUGCAGGAGCGAAUGCGGUAGACGCAGGAGGAGAAUGGAAGUGGGGACGGGUAGUGAGCUGCUGGCACCCGCGCGACUGCUGCGCCGACUGUGCUGUCACUGCUGUGUUUGUGACCAGCGCAUGUUGCAACGCCCCCGGAGCGGGGUUACUUUGGCACGUCGGCACUACCUGCUAGCUGAGUUUGCGGGUGUGCCUGGCGUGUUGGCUGGCCUGGAAAAGCGCUUACUAGUUGCUCGCCGGGUUGCGGUCCACUGCAUGCACGUGUGUAUGCACGCCUUGUGCGGCACAAGAAGCAGAGAAGCGCGCGCAUGUGCGCGUGUGUGUGUGUGAGUGUGUGUGUGUGUGUCUGUGUGUGUGUGUGUGUGUGUGUGUGUGUGUGUGUGUGUGUGCGUCCUUGGUUGCGCAGCUCAACAAUAUGCCAGCGCGUCCCCGGGUGCUGCUGGUGACUUCCGCAAUGCUUUGCGAGGGGGGCAAAGCCCGGCGCAAUGCGCGAGUCCGCGCGCGGCGCAAUCAGACACACGGCGAGCCUGCGGCUGCCGCUGCGGCGAUAUGACGGCUGCACGCGUGGCACACGUGGAGGACAGAUACGCGGCGGGUGAGCUUGAUGCAGCCGGUACAGUAACGGGGCGGUGCACGGAGUAUGUGCGUGUGGGGGUUGCGUGCCCGCAUGUGUGCGCCGCAGGUGGGGCAGGCGGGGCUGAUGCUGUGAAACAGGGGCGCACGUGUUCAAUCGCCGCAGCCCGUAUCGGGUGGCCACUGCGGAGGGCUGCAGGGCGGUGCUGAUGGAGGUUUGCAAACACCUGGGGCUGGCUGACUUGAAACAAUCAGACAACGUUGGAUGGUGUGGGUAGCCAAUAAUGAUCCCAGCAGUCGGUAUGCUGGCGUGCAAAUCAUGUCUAUGAUAUUGAUGUGCGUGGUCUGUGGCCCUGCAACAAGCGAUCUGGUCGUGCGUAGGCGGCGCAGCCUGGCUGGCCUUUGCAUUUGCAUUGCCCUGUUGCUUGCCUCCGAGGUGUGUAUUUUGCAUUUGUGCAUUUGCGUGGUGGACACUCAAAGAAAAGAACGGCGGCGUGCAAGCCGCGUCAAUUAGUCAGACUGGGCGCUCCCCCGGAGCACGUUAAAGGUUGACCUUCACGACACCAAGCAUUGCUUCUAGGUAUGGUUGUGGUGAGUGCAGGCACAGUGUUUGGGCUUUUGAUCCCGUUGUUACGGAGCCAAUGCGGCGGGGAGAAAGCGACGGUGUGUACGCGACACAAAGCGAAGGUCGAAAUGGGCUCCGGAGUGUUGCGGAAGUGCGGGAAAAUGAUGAAACGUCUACAUGAGUAUAGGAAACGUGGGGGGAGUCACGAUGUUUGUGCACCGCUGCAGCCUGAAACCGGCUGCAUUAGGUGGAUUCACGCAUGUCUUCUAAAAGUAGGUUUCACGCUUUUUAAGACAUGGGCCAAAAGACAUGAGGCGAACCAGAUGCCAGAGUCUGCGGUGCCAUGAGAGGCCUCUUUGCUGCAUGUGUGCGGGGCACCCUUGCUUGGUCGGACUGCCCCUGCUUUGUAAUGUCGCAAUCAUGUGUGCGGGAACUGAUUUGUAGCCGGACGGGCCAUUCAAGCGCGGCAGAACUGUGUGGUCCACAACCAGACUGCAGGGUAUGCCUGUUCAAGGUCGGGACCUGUGGUAAACUGCGUCAGCAGCUGGCUCUUGUAGCCAGUGCAAUCAAUGAUGCCGGUUGGAUGCAAACAGACAUAGUGGCGCGUGGCGCCGAUGCUGUAGCCUGCCGAAACUGCUUUUUCAAAUGGUUGGGCCCGGUGGUGGCGGCGGCACGGGCGGCCCUGGGCCCAGCGGCAGUGGCGGCGCGCAUGUUCGGAGCAGAGGGGGCAGGCAAGGCCACGUGGAGGAGGACAGCGCGGCGCCGCCUUCAAAGCGGCGCCGGCGCGCAGGUUGAGACCUGCCGGUGUUGUCUGGUUAGCGACCUGUGCUG